This is a messenger RNA of Zootermopsis nevadensis, 931 nucleotides long. RefSeq lists its product as uncharacterized. The record is from RefSeq and is a predicted model, not a curated record. Lineage: Eukaryota; Metazoa; Arthropoda; Insecta; Blattodea; Termopsidae.
AUAAUCUUUGGAAACUUCGAAAACCCGAAGUAGGAAUAAUAUAUCACGUAUUUGAAAAUUUCGUUUUAUAUAUUAUGUCGCAGGAACAUGUCAUGGAUGUAACAUUCAAAAUCUUAUGCAGGACACAAGAAGACUGAGAAGCAGAACAAGGAUUUGUGAUGAAAGAAGCAAUGGGCAUUGAAUCUGUUACUACCUGGAUCGCUGUUAAAAGAUGCGAUCAGUUGGAUUGUGGCUCACAUGAUGUAUCACAGUCACCACCUCUGCCUAUAGAACUGCAGAAUGAUUCCACCUUUGCCGAUAUCAAAUGUCAUGUUCGAGCACGGCUUGGACUUCCAGAGGAUAGAGAAGUCGUCAUGAAACUGCGGGGAAAUGAUGGAACAUUACUGCCACUGUCAUACCUGCUUACUGGCAGUUCAGAAACAGAGCCAUUCAUAUUAGAUAUUACAAGGAUUCACCAAAACACACCUGCCUCUUUGCGAACGGCCUUCUCUCCGUCUUAUAUUGAAACAGUUCGGAGUAAAUUGAAUUGCCUGGAAAAAAGGGUGGAACGGGUUGAAUCUUUGGUCCCAGAAUUACAGUCUCGCCAUCAGGCUAAUGUAGAACAUGUUUUGCACCAGUUGAGCUCUAAAGUUAACUUCCUUUCCAAGCGUCUUGAUGAAUUGGUUCCCUCGGAAUGGAAGGGGCAGCUGCAGUGAACAUAUGUCAACGAGUUCCGAGUUGUAAAAUCAUGGUUUUACGAGGAACACGAUGAGAGAGACAAACAGAUUUGAUUGUACUUGUGUGUUAUUUUAAAUGAACUGAAUCAUUACAUACAUGUAUGGGUCACUCUGUGUCGAAGUGUUAAAGACGUCAUGAGCUUUUAUUCUUUAUGCAUGUCCAGUUUAAGAGACCAUGUUAAUUAUUCAUUUAACAGCGUUAGAUAUGUACCAGC